Vigna umbellata (rice bean) is the source of this 1226-nucleotide messenger RNA. RefSeq lists its product as uncharacterized. The record is from RefSeq and is a predicted model, not a curated record. Gene Ontology annotation, cellular component: CURI complex; UTP-C complex. Gene Ontology annotation, biological process: rRNA processing; ribosomal small subunit assembly. NCBI's taxonomy places the organism in Eukaryota, Viridiplantae, Streptophyta, Magnoliopsida, Fabales, Fabaceae.
UGAACCCCUCAUCGCCUCCUUCCUUCUUUUCGCCGCGCCGACUCAUUCUCUCCUCCGUUUCACUCUUCCGCCGCCGUGGCAGUGACACGACCUCGUGCAACUCCUCUUUUUCUCAAGAGCUUCCUCCUCCACUUGUAUCUGCAGGCUCUGUCAUUGUUUAGGUGGUCCUUACAGGGUGAGUAUUUAGUACAAUGAAGGUAAAGAAGGCUAAAAGAGAUCUGCAUACUGGGGAAAAGAAGAAGAAAAGGAACAGGGAACGAAAAGAUGAAGUUGAGAUUCAAGCUACUGUGGAGGAUGUUGAAGUGGAUAAUGAAAUACAUGUUAGUGACACAAAGAAGGAGAAGGCUUCUAUCAACAGAAAAAGGAAGAACAACGAUAAAAGUCUAGUUAGGAAACGAAAACCAAAGGGUGAAGAAGUUGAUUUGGAAGAGCAAAGCGAUGAAGUAGUAGACAAUUGUCAUUCUAGUGCUGAGGAGAUCCAAGACUUUGGUGGUGAUAGAUAUUUGAAUACUGGAGCACUUAUCACACCCUGUAGUUCGAAGAAAGAUAAGAAAAAAACAAAAAAGGAUGAUAGAAAUUCACAGGAUAAGGGAGAAGGGUACAACAAUCACAAGGAAGUUUAUACUAUUUCCUUCGUAGAUGAUGACUGCUCAAAAGGAAUGAAAAAAUGGAUCAUGGAAUACCAUCAAAGCAGACCAAGAUUGGAAGUAUUGCAGCAUCAAAUUGAUGACUUUAUAAUUGCUCAUGAAGAAAAACUGGAAGAGGAAAGAAAAGAAAAAGAAGCCAUUGCUGCAGAAGGGGGGUGGACAGUUGUUGUCCACCAUAAAGGUAGAAAGAAAACUACUGAUUCUGAAACUGGAAUUGCAGUGGGUUCGGUUGCUCAAGCAGCCGUGGAGAACAAAAUGACCAAAAAGAAACGUAAAGAAGUUGGUCUAGAUUUCUACCGAUUUCAAAAAAGAGAAGCACAGAGAAAUGAAAUCAUGACACUGCAGAGCAAAUUUGAGGAGGAUAAAAAACGUCUGCAGCAGAUGAGAGCUGCCAGAAAAUUUAGGCCUUAUUAAUCAAUGUUUUUAGCACAGUACAAGUCAAAUUAAGAAAAAGAAAGAGUUCAUUUAUCUUUCCAAUUUUGCCGAAGGUAUUUGUACAUUAAUGUAGGUAGUCGUUAUUUUAUUUCUUGUAACAUGACUUUGCAGGGUUUAAUGUAGGUAAUAGUACAUUAAGACAAU